This is a messenger RNA of Lolium perenne, 629 nucleotides long. RefSeq lists its product as uncharacterized. Lineage: Eukaryota; Viridiplantae; Streptophyta; Magnoliopsida; Poales; Poaceae. The record is from RefSeq and is a predicted model, not a curated record.
GGAUGAAGCAGCGCAAGUGCAAGUAUCUGAAUCUUCUAUCACCUGGGCACCUUAUUCCUGCAGAUAGAAGCGAAUAAGGUGCACAUGUAGGCCGGCCAACUGAUGAACACUCAUGCGCCUAUAAAUACCUCCCCACCUCCUCAUCACAUCCUCAUCCAUUCUUCAAGUAAGCACUUGGCUUUAGCACACAAGAUAUACAUACACAAAAGAAGCUGAGAAGGACCAAGGAGAAGAUCAGGGGUGAUGGAGUACGGGUACCAGUACAGCAGCAGCGGCGGCAGCGCCAGCUUCGCCAAGGAGAAGAGGCCUCCGGCGAAGAGGGGCCAGGUCAAGCUGCAGAUGGCGAGGACGCUGAGCAACCUCGUGUCGCCGAGCGGCGCUGCUGCCGCCGACGGCUCGAAGCAAGCGAACCGCAACAGCUUCAGAAGGGAAACAAGCUACAACUGAAGGAAGGUAUAUAUUAGGUCGGUACGGCGUGGAGGACAAAGUGGUGUUACUACUACUAGCUAGCUGUUUUUUUUUUUCAAAGGAUUUUAGCAGGAUGACCUCUCUCGGUUUAUGGAGAACCUGCUUGAUCCACUGUACUGUAACUUAGCUCGAGUGGAAACGAAAGGAAGUUCCAUGUGGUA